Trichosurus vulpecula (common brushtail) is the source of this 2808-nucleotide messenger RNA. RefSeq names its product frizzled class receptor 5 (gene FZD5). Gene Ontology annotation, cellular component: plasma membrane. Gene Ontology annotation, biological process: non-canonical Wnt signaling pathway; canonical Wnt signaling pathway. NCBI's taxonomy places the organism in Eukaryota, Metazoa, Chordata, Mammalia, Diprotodontia, Phalangeridae. Gene Ontology annotation, molecular function: Wnt receptor activity; Wnt-protein binding. Bases 760 to 2538 code for a protein of 592 amino acids. The record is from RefSeq and is a predicted model, not a curated record. The transcript is spliced from 2 exons.
GCCCCGGUGCGAGGACGGACUGAGGACACAGCCCUCGAGGCAAGGCAGACACUCUCAUCUCUGUUUCUCCUCUACCCACUCCUCCCCUGUCCAGGUGAAGUAGCCCUGAGCGGGGUCCGAGGACCCUGAAGCCUUGCGCCCCGCCCCCUGCCUGCCCAUCAUGCUGGGAGCUGCAGGCCGGGGAGGAGGAGGACACCGAGGCGUAGGAGAGGGGGAGUGACCCGCCCCCACGGGAGUCCAGAGCCCAGCUGGUCCCCCAGUCCGGGGCGGGGGCAGUUCUAGCGGGCUCCCUUCCCUGAGCUGCCGCGCACACCUGCUGCCAUGUGCCGCCGCUGGCUGCUGUUCCAUCGCUGCCCAACUUUACAAUCUGAAAGAACCUCCCUGGGCCAGGCUCAGCUUUGAAUCUCCUUCCGUGGUUUUCAGCGUAGUAUCCCGGCCCCAGCACCGCAGGUAGCCGGCAGAGGACUGCCCACGGUUCGAGGAGAUCACUGCUCCCGGAAUUGGAUCCACACUCCCAUCCCCGGAGCGGCGCCGGCUAGGAGCUGAAGCCCAGCCAGUGGCGCCGGAGCCGCUUCGUGGCAGCUUGUCUUGGGAGGGAUUUCAUAUAAGGGAAAAAGAAACCAACAGGUUGAAAGCCUGAAGAAGCCAGCCUUACUCGGGACUGAGAAAAAGUGUUCCCGUUUCUGCUGCCAAUCUUGGUCCCUAGGAGGGUCAAGGAGAAAGGGGACGGAGCUGGAGUGAUUCGGGAGCGGGGCAGAGAUGGCUCGCCCUGACCUGGACUCGCUGCCUGGGCUGCCGGGGCCGCCGCCACCGCCACUGCUGUCGCUGCUGCUGCUGCUCUUGGCGCAGCUGGCGGGGUGGGGAGAGGCCUCCUCCAAGGCCCUAGUGUGCCAGGAAAUCACGGUGCCCAUGUGUAGGGGCAUCGGCUACAACCUGACGCACAUGCCCAACCAGUUCAACCACGACACCCAGGACGAGGCUGGGCUGGAAGUGCACCAGUUCUGGCCGCUGGUGGAAAUCCACUGUUCGCCGGACCUGCGCUUCUUCCUGUGCUCCAUGUAUACGCCCAUCUGCCUGCCCGACUACCCCAAGCCCCUGCCUCCCUGCCGCUCGGUGUGCGAGCGAGCCAAGGCCGGCUGCUCCCCGCUCAUGCGCCAGUACGGCUUUGCCUGGCCGGAGCGCAUGAACUGCGACCGCCUCCCGGUGCUGGGGGACGCCGAGACCCUGUGCAUGGACUAUAACCGCAGCGAAGCCACUACGGCCCCCCCACGGCCCUUCCCGGCCAAACCCACUCAGCCCGCCCCGCGCAGCUCGGCGUCCUCUGGCGGGGAGUGCGGCGCCUGCAAGUGUCGGGAUCCUUUCGUGCCCAUCUUGAAAGAAACGCACCCGCUCUUCAACAAGGUGCGCACGGGCCGGGUGCUGAACUGCGCAGUGCCCUGCUACCAGCCCACCUUCAGCCCGGACGAGCGCACCUUCGCCACUUUCUGGAUCAGCUUGUGGUCUGUGCUCUGCUUCGUCUCCACCUCUACCACGGUGGCCACUUUCCUCAUUGACAUGGAGCGCUUUCGCUACCCCGAGCGCCCGAUCAUCUUCCUGUCGGCUUGCUACCUCUUCGUGUCGUUGGGCUUCCUCGUGCGCCUGGUCAUGGGCCACGCCAGCGUGGCCUGCAACCGUGAGCAUAGCCACAUCCACUACGAGACCACUGGGCCGGCGCUCUGCACUGUGGUCUUCCUGCUCGUCUACUUCUUCGGCAUGGCUAGCUCCAUCUGGUGGGUCAUUCUCUCCUUUACCUGGUUCCUGGCGGCCGGCAUGAAGUGGGGCAACGAGGCCAUCGCGGGCUACUCUCAGUACUUCCACCUGGCCGCCUGGCUCAUCCCCAGCGUCAAGUCCAUCGCAGUGCUGGCCCUGAGUGCUGUGGAUGGCGACCCCGUGGCCGGCAUCUGCUACGUGGGCAACCAGAACCUGGACUACCUGCGGGGCUUCGUGCUGGCCCCACUCGUGGUCUACUUGCUCACGGGCACGCUGUUCCUGCUGGCGGGUUUCGUGUCCCUCUUCCGCAUCCGCAGCGUCAUCAAGCAGGGUGGCACCAAGACGGACAAGCUGGAGAAGCUUAUGAUCCGCAUCGGCCUUUUCACUGUGCUUUACACCGUGCCGGCCAGCAUCGUGGUGGCCUGCUAUCUGUACGAGCAACAUUCCCGGGAAAGCUGGGAGCGGGCCAUCACCUGCCCCUGCCCCGCGGGGGAGCCCGGGCAGCCCCGGGCCAAGCCGGAGUACUGGGUGCUCAUGCUCAAGUACUUAAUGUGCCUGCUCGUGGGCAUCACCUCGGGCGUCUGGAUUUGGUCAGGGAAAACGGUGGAGUCCUGGAGGCGCUUCACCAGCCGCUGUUGCUGCCGCCCGCAGCGGGGCCACAAGUCGGGCGGGGCCACUGCCGCCCGGGACUACGCGGAGGCCAGCGCGGCCCUGACCGGCUGCAGGACUGGGGCCCCCUGCCCGGGUGCCCCCGCCUACCACAAGCAGGUGUCCCUGUCUCACGUGUAGCCCUGCCUCACGUGUGGCGGAGCCUGGCUGGCUGCGAACAGGCUGAAAGGCCGGGCGCUGGAGGCACGGGGUUGCGGGAGGUGGGGGGAGUUGUUCUGAACUGAUUUUGGUAGCUUUAUAACAGGUCAUUUGUUUUGACUUCAUGGUGCUGCUGCUGCUGCUUCACUUCGGAAUUUGGGAGGAGGGAGAAGAGACAAUUUUGAGGUGGAACACGAUAGUCCCGGGACUUCUGAAGGGACCUUGUUUUUAAAUAUAAUUUUUAAAAAAUUU